UUUGGACUUUACAGGGCUCUGGACACUAAAAGAUAGGUUGAGUCAUGCCUAGGCCCCUCUCAACUCCUGACCCCCAGCUUCUAGAGAUGACCUCCCACUGAUCACUGACCAUGGUAGCGUCCAACCCCCUGGUGAGCCCCGCGGGCUCUACAGGUCUGUCUGUACUCUUCUCUACUCUCUGCAUCAUCGAUCUCUUCGGCGUCUUCCCAGUGGUGGCUCUGCCCAGAGCUAUUAUAGGAUGUGGAUGGCUGGGUAUACCCUUGGCCUUGUGUAUCUUCGGUGUGCAAGUAUACACAGCGAUGCUGCUGGGUCGGUGUUGGCUGAUGGCAGAACAAAUAAACCCGGAAAUCGCUCACAAAAGUAGAUAUCCAUACGCAGCCAUUGCAGAGAUGACGUUCGGCGAAGGUGUCAGUAGAAUGGUGACUUUUCUGUUAGACCUCGCAGUGUUUGGUGGAGGAAUUCCCAAUCUGUUGGUCGCCUCCCAGAACCUACAGAUGCUGGGCCUAAAGGCGUCUAAUUGGAACUUUGACUUCUCCUUCUGCUAUUGGAUGUUGCUGUUGGGGCUGGCACUGUGUCCUGUCAUGUGGCUGGGUAGUCCCAAGGACAUGAAAUGGGUUGCUGGUACCAGUGUAGGUACGGUGCUGAGUGUAUCAGUGCUGACGUGGACAUGUCUACUGACUGCUGAGCCAGCCUCACCUGCCGUGGUGCCUAGGCCGUCCUGGGAGGGUGUGUUCCUGGCCUAUGGGAUACUGGCGUUCCAGUUCGACAUCCACCCUGUUAUCUUGACAGUACAAGUAGACAUGGCUGACAAGAGGAAACUUGGACAUGCAAUCCUUGGAGCUUUUUCAGUCACUGGCACGCUGUUCCUGGUGACUUGUCUUAUCGCCUUCGUCAGGUUUGGUGACCAGCUCCGCUACAACUUACUGCAAGGUCUGCCUCCCAGUGGUCCUCUCCUUGCUGACGAACUGCUGGUAACUCUGCAGAUCUGCCUCAGCAUGGUAGUCAGCGGGACUGCCUUAUUCCAGGAUAUAGAACACAGUCUUGGUGUUCCUCAGGACUUCACCUGGAAGCGGUGUGUGGUGAGGUCCUGUGUAAUCCUACUGGCCGUGCUGCUAGGCGAGGCCGUUCCUAGGUUUGACCUGGUCAUGGGUCUAAUUGGAGGCGCUCUUACAGGGCCCCUGAUGUUCAUACUGCCUCCUCUGUUCUACGCCAGACUACGCGCCAUGCAGCCCCAGCCCACCUUCAUAGCCGCAAAUAGCACACUGGUGGGAAAGCAGGGGUUGAAGAACAAUCUGGUCACUUUGUUAGACAUCCACACAACAGUUGACAGUUACGAAGAUCUCAGACGAGAAGCAGUCCUGGUGGAAGGCUAUGGAACCUUCCAGGACCCUAGUCAAGUCCCUCAUGAAAGUUCUAGACGUCCGAUUCCUGACCCUCCCCACAACUUCGUGGUCCAGAACCUCCUGUACUUCCGUGACCGGAUGCUCGGGCUGGUGUCCCUGGACAACUACCCCGCCAUCGGUCCUCUCACCUUCUGGGAGAGGAUGUUCACGGUGUGUCUGGUAGGGUUUGGUGCCUCGGCUACCGUCCUCAGUACCUUCUACACUAUGAGGGACACAAUCACCUACGCCACCUUCGUACCUCCGUGCCUCGUCAACGUCACACUGGCGUCUAGAGCUGUCAUUGAGAACGCCUUCUAGAGAACGACGGUGUUUCACGUGUAAAAUUUUAGACUGUUCCAAAUUGUGGAAAAGAUUCAUAGUGAACUUUUACUUCGAUAAAACAAUGGCCUAAUCUAAAACAGGGCCACAGCAAGACAAAAGUGGCAACACCGCACUUCCGGCUCGCGGAAACCACUAUUACACAUUUGUAUUAUUACCAAGGCAAAGGCCGGCCGGUGCGACGUUGCCACACCUCAACCUUGCGGCCUUCGAGGAGGCUAUGAUCAAAAUCAAUAUUCGAUAAAAAAUAUUGCUAGCUAUUUACAAUCAUUUACUUUUGGAUAUUAAAGGUAUAAGCUGGGUGAACGAUUUGUGUUAACCAUCAAUACUGUACCAUGUGGUUAGUUCGCCUACAUUGUGAAUUGUGUUUUAUAUUGCUUAAUGUCAGUGAUUCUUUAUACAAGCGUAUUACAUCACAAGCCGUCCUGACAAAUUGUGAGUUUCAUUAUAAUGCAAUGGAUUAUAUUAUAUUUAUUAUCAUCUAAAAGUCUGUAAUAUUGCAUUUCGGUAGAACAUCUUUGGGUUUUAUCCCUUUUAUGUGCUCGUAAAGAAUUAUUUUGACGAGUUUGAAUACGUUCAUGUUUUUCUGCUCUUAUCCACUGUCAACAAUAGAUAACUUUAAUCUUAAGAAUUAAAUGCUCUUGUUUUCCUUGAAUGUUGGUUUUGUAUUUUUAUAUUUAUGUUUGACAAAGAUCGGUUUCCAGUACAAAGAAAGCUUUAGCGUUCAACGUGAUAAAAAUAUUCCUUAUACGUUAUACGUAACAUUUUAAUUAAUUUCGAGUAAAACUUACUUAGAGAUAGUUCAGUCAAAAGAGUUUUUGAACAGGUCCCAUUUUUGUAAAACCAACCUACUUCCAUUAUUUAUUAUGUUCUACAUCUUUAUAAUAUUGUAUUUUUAAAAAUAAAUCUUGAA
Macrosteles quadrilineatus (aster leafhopper) is the source of this 2634-nucleotide messenger RNA. RefSeq lists its product as uncharacterized. The record is from RefSeq and is a predicted model, not a curated record. Lineage: Eukaryota; Metazoa; Arthropoda; Insecta; Hemiptera; Cicadellidae. The transcript is spliced from 11 exons. Bases 111 to 1700 code for a protein of 529 amino acids.